Tuber melanosporum (Perigord truffle) is the source of this 1329-nucleotide messenger RNA. RefSeq lists its product as uncharacterized. The coding region runs from base 1 to 1329 and encodes 442 amino acids. The record is from RefSeq and is a predicted model, not a curated record. The transcript has 3 exons. Gene Ontology annotation, biological process: mitotic spindle organization. Gene Ontology annotation, cellular component: cytoplasm; dynactin complex. NCBI's taxonomy places the organism in Eukaryota, Fungi, Ascomycota, Pezizomycetes, Pezizales, Tuberaceae.
AUGUCUUCCAAAUACGCCGCUCUUCCAGAUUUAGACAUUUCACAAGAUGUAUAUGAGACCCCGGACCUCGCGGAGGAUAUAUCCACCUUCCAGACAUCGACUAGCGCAGCCCAUUCCGCCUCCGGUUCUGAAGUCGGUGAAGACGCGAACGGUUGUGGAACCAUCAGCUAUGACCAUUUAAGACUUGCAGCUGCGAGGGGAUCCUUCAAACAUACCGAGAUCGAUGCAACAGGUGUUGACUUCUCAGAUCGUAUCAGUGGAAAGCGAAGAAGUUAUAGAGCUAGUUCUAGGAGGCGGAGGAGGAGGGCUGGAGCGUACGACGAGGAGUACGAUGAUGACGAUGAUGAUGAUGGGCUUGGUGAGGAGACGUUGGAGAAACGAGUGGCUAGGCUGAAGAAGGAGGUUGAGGAGGUUAGGGGUGAGAUUGAGGCUAGGGAGCAAGAACUUGGAGAUGGGAUGGAGGAGGAUGGAACGGUCCAGGGGGGGGCGAGAAAAGGGGAGGAGGGGGUGUGUGUGGAUGACGAGGAUGAGGAUAUUCUGGAUGUGGUGGAGUUCAAGUCGAGCAUCGAUGAAUUGAGUAAUAAGGCAUCCGAGAAUGCGCCUAUUACAACGGAUGGUUCAACGGCAACAUAUACAGUGACUUACGCCCCGGCCUUCAAACAAUCUCACGCUCUGGCCAAGGCAGCAGACUUCGACAAGCGUCUUACCGUCCUCGAGAAGGUCCUCGGAAUGAGCGCAUCCGCUACCGUAAACGUUGACAAAGAACUCCCCAAUUCGGCCAUGAUCCCUACCCUCGACGAACUCAGCCGACAAAUGUCUGUCUUGACAGCUCCGUCUACAACAUCCCUCGACGCAGCCAACAAACGAGUAAAACAGCUCACCCUGGAAGCAGAAAGGCUAGCAGAGGCUAGGAAAGCCGCCAAGGCCACUGCAGAUGCUCGAAGGGAGGAAGCCGACCAACUCUCAGAGGGAAGUACCGCCCCACUGGCAGACAUGAGCGAACGAGAAGCCAAGAUAAACGCACUCUAUGGUGCACUCCCCACGAUCGAGAAUCUCGGGCCGCUUCUGCCGGCUGUUCUCGAUCGCUUACGAAGUCUCAGGACUAUUCACGCUGACGCCGGAAAGGCGGUGGAAAACCUGACUAAGUUGGAGAGGAGGCAGGAGGAGAUGGGCGGGGAAAUUGCGCGGUGGAGGGCCGCGCUGGAAAAAGUGGAAACAGUGGUCAAGGAGAGUGAGGGGACGAUACAGGGUAAUAUGGGCAAAGUUGAGGGGUGGGUCCAGGAAUUGGAAGAGAAGGUUCGGAUGGUGGAGAAGAUGGUUGAAAGGUAG